AUGCUAUUCAACCUUGGAUUGACCGCGGAUGCAGCAGCAGCUCACGACAGCGACGUUCUUGGUCCCCAAUCCGAUCUCCAGACCUCGUCGCGCCAUUCCUCGCCGCCUGUAUCCUUCGCGACGCUACCAACCUGGGGUCUGGGAAGCUUGUACGGCCGGCGCAAAGUGACAGAAACAGAAAAGCCGCCGCUGCAAGAACACCCACGUGCAAUGUCGAGGCCACCUGCAGUAGACCAGAUAUUAUUGUCGAGCGAUGACGAGCAUUCGACCGUCGGGCCGACUCUAGCUUCCUCGAGGAUCGCUCGGUCAUAUUCGACUAGGAAACAAUCGUCGCGACCUAAAACGUCAUACCAAUUAGCGCAUCCCGCAUCCCACGCACGUCACAGGCGACUGAAACUCCGACCCAAGCUCCUCUUACAGCUCCAACAGGUGUCACAAACCCCGCGUCCCUUACCCAUUUUGGACGUCCUCCCGUCAAGUGUGUUUCUGCCUAGACUGGCCCGCAAAUUCCCAACCAUCUUUCGCGGCAAGAAAGGGCUUGGUCCCAACGACCUUAUCGUCGUCACCGGCGAUCGCUAUGAACAGAGCCAAGGCGAUUUUGCCGACCGGCAUCUGAGCUCCGAUGAAGAAAACGGAGAGCACCGUGAAGUUGUCGCAACGAUAUGCCAGCUGUUAACGGACGAUGCAUUAUCGAAAGGCAAGGCGGAAAUCUGCCUUAGUUAUGGACCGGUCUGGGAGGCGACACCACUGGCCAAUGGCUCGUACGAGUUCGUGGCCCAAACCGACGAAGGCAUCCAGGUCCUGCGAUGGGUGCUGCGGGGAGGCAAGAACCGUCGCGUAUCGGCGCCCCCCGAUUUUGGCCUCCAGGAGGACAGCAAGCGCUUCACAUUCAGCGUGAUCAAUCCUAACACCCGCCGUCACCCUGUCCUCGCCACGAUGACCCGGAACCAUUUGGAGGUAUUCCACGAGUACUCAAUACCGGCCACCUCGGGGAUCGCUUCCCCUACUUCUGCCAUGUCGGUGGUCAGCGACCUCUCGGAGAUGGACGAGCCAUUGAGCGGAAGGAUGCCUGUUGACGACGACCUGCGCAUGUUGAUUAUUGUUACUAGCUUCUGGGUGGCCUUCCGAGAGGGCUGGUCGCAUACCUUCAGCUACAACGACGCCGCUUCGACGCUCAACCCCAGAUCCCGCUGUCCAUCACGACAGAGCUCCCCGACAGCCUUUAGGGCUGAAACCGAUCGGUCCUUGGAGGAAGAGGUCAGCAAUCCGACAGGCCCCGCCGCCACGAACCGCAGACAACACCGCAUGUCCACAUCCAGCUGCAUGUCAUCACCCCCCAACACAAUUUCCGACCAAUCAACGCUCGGGCGUCUAUCGAGACGUUCCAACUCAACCGGAGCAGCAUUCAUUGAGCGGACCAACCGACGUGCCUCUGGCACUCUCGGCCGCCUCAACCGCCACAGCACGCUUUCCAGCACUCGUGAGCCCGUCCAAGACGCGGAUGCCAACGCUACGCCCACCCCGGCUCGACAAGAUUCGAGCACGCGCAGACGCUGGUCCCACCGCAGAAAGCCCGAGGCGCCGGACUUGAAGCAAGCGCCCGACAAGGAUAUCGACCGGUCGCAAGGUACCAGAAGCCCUCGCCCGCAGCCCCAACAACCACCACCACCACAACCGGACCGAGCAAAUGGGAAUGCGUCUCCAUCGAACAACAAAUCUAUUGAACCGACUCCACCCAAGGGCAAACGUCGACAUCGACUCAGCAGUCUAUUCGACUUCAUCAUCCGCAAAAGUACCCACUCACAUUGA
This is a messenger RNA of Aspergillus aculeatus ATCC 16872, 1809 nucleotides long. RefSeq lists its product as uncharacterized. The coding region runs from base 1 to 1809 and encodes 602 amino acids. The record is from RefSeq and is a predicted model, not a curated record. Lineage: Eukaryota; Fungi; Ascomycota; Eurotiomycetes; Eurotiales; Aspergillaceae. The transcript has a single exon.